This is a messenger RNA of Colletotrichum navitas, 625 nucleotides long. RefSeq names its product ribosomal protein S19. The record is from RefSeq and is a predicted model, not a curated record. Lineage: Eukaryota; Fungi; Ascomycota; Sordariomycetes; Glomerellales; Glomerellaceae. Gene Ontology annotation, biological process: ribosomal small subunit assembly; translation. The transcript has 4 exons. Gene Ontology annotation, cellular component: mitochondrial small ribosomal subunit; ribosome; cytosolic small ribosomal subunit. Gene Ontology annotation, molecular function: structural constituent of ribosome; RNA binding. Bases 237 to 509 code for a protein of 90 amino acids.
GUUGUUCACCGCCUCAAGUCCUCCAUAGGUUUGAAGCAUCACUAAUCGGCGAGUGGAUCCGUCGUUGGCUCGCCGAAAAUUAACGGAAAGUCGGCUCCGCACGGAGCACCGAAGCAUCACGUGACACGGACAAACUCUGGGAGCACGGAAAUUCUUCCCGAGUCGCAAUCGAUCUGAAGGGCGGAUAUCAAUCCCAAACAGGGCCACCAUAUCGCGAAAAAAAAGGCGUUGCGAAAAUGCAGCCAACAAGAGCCCUGCUGAAGAGAUCCGUGUGGAAGGGACCACACAUCGUCCCUCUCCCUAUCGUGCGGCCCCAGCCUGGUCAGAAGAUCACGCCCAUCCGGACGCAGGCCCGUUCCGCAACAAUCCUGCCCAACUUCGUCGGCCUCAAGUUCCAGGUCUACAACGGCAAGAGCUAUAUUGAUGUAACGAUUACCGAAGACAUGGUCGGGCACAAACUGGGGGAGUUCUCACCGACGAGAAAGCCUUUCAUUUGGACCAGGUUGUGAGGUGGGAUUUUCGAACAUUGUUCGGACAGCGCUCCUGGGAAGGCAGAGGAAGACAAAUACAUGUAUAACACUGUCAAGAUAGCAGCGAUAAACUUGUAGCAUAAGGUGUUGGGGCC